AGCGCGGAUGCAUUUGACAAGUGAACGCGUGAUCAUGUGAUCAGUUGCCUGUCUCAACCCUCGAGUCCUCGACGAGCUUGACAAUUACAAAUCCCAAUUGCAAGAUCUGUGCAAGGUACCACGAAGUCAGGCCGUUUUCUCGUUGUUAAUAAUAUUAAAAGAAUCACGAUGGUGGAGACGGAGUCCAUUCCUGGUGCGACUUUAGUCAACAUGAUGCCAGUGAAUGAUCAUACCCUGUUCCGUAUCCACUCAUGGACGCUCAAGACGACAUCGGGCUGGUUCCGAUCCCUCUUUUCCAUGCCUCAACAAAGCCCUCCGAAUCACCCUGAGACCAUCAAUCUAGACGAGGACUCACAUACACUAGAGAGUCUGCUACUUAUGAUCUGCGGUCUGUCGAUCAAUCCGCUCACAUCGUAUGACGAGGUUGAUGCAUUAUUAUUCGCCGCGGAAAAAUACGAAAUGCCAGGGCCUGUCUCGCUCAUACGCGCGCUUAUUAUGACGCCCCCGCUCUUAGACCAGCCUCUGCGUCUCUAUGCAGCUGCAACACGUUGUGGAUGGGUAGAAGAGGCCAAACAGGCAUCCGCGCAGUCGCUUGCUCUGAACAUCUAUGCACCGGAACAUCAACCUAUCCUCCAAAAACUACGCACAGGCGCUGUGCUUGACCUGAUAAACUUGCAUCGCGAUCGACGCGAAGGCAUUCGGAAACAACUUAAUGAGCAGCCGUUUGUGACAGGAAGCACGGUGGCAUCUUGCCCACGGUGCAGAUGGUGGAUUGAUCAUCAUACGUGGAGAGAGCUCAAGUAUAAAGUUGUGAUGGAGAUGGAUAUACGACCGCUAGGAGAUACGGUCGUUGAUGUGGGAUUGACGAACUGGCCUGAGGCGAUCGCGUGUUGGGAUGCCAAGUGCCCUAAUACCGAGUGCCCGCAUGUGUUAUACGACAAGGUUGAGACUUCCCGUCUCAUUCGGGACUGUAUUGACGACCUUCCUAAGACAAUAUGAAAUGUAGUAGUGCAUCAUUAGACACGAUGUUAUGAUAGUCGAGCAAAUAUCAUUUACAGCUGGAUGUUCUAUGUAAGCUCAAAAUCUCCGUUCAC
Suillus subaureus is the source of this 1094-nucleotide messenger RNA. RefSeq lists its product as uncharacterized. The record is from RefSeq and is a predicted model, not a curated record. Lineage: Eukaryota; Fungi; Basidiomycota; Agaricomycetes; Boletales; Suillaceae. Bases 169 to 999 code for a protein of 276 amino acids. The transcript has 3 exons.